AUGCCAGGCCAGCCUCAAUGGACCGGACCCCCACCUCAACCAGUGAGUCUGUCCGUCCGUCCAUCUCUCUCUCUCGCUCAUCUGUUCAAUAUCAAUGGUUGGUAUGGUUAUUGUUAGGAAACCCUCGUAGUCCCCCUGUCGGGUCUGAAACUCCUCAGAAGAAGAAACAAGGAAGAUAAAGUGUGUGACAGAGUUGUUUUGUUGUGGUUUGUUUCAGGUCUUCAACGCAGGCUACCCCCCUCAGGACCCUAUGUACCCCCCCCAGGACCCUAUGUACCCCCCUGCCCAGCCCCCACAGUCGAAUGGCCCGCCGCCCAACCAGCCACAGUACAAUCCUGGUGCUCCUCCGAUGGUAGGCAUUUAUACUCUUCUCUACUUUCCUCUACUGGAUUAGCCGGCUGAGGAUGUGGCGGUUCUUGCUAACCUCAUCGUUGUGGCGGCGGACAGCUAGCCUGUAUCCCUCAUCCAGUUGAGUGGCAAUGUUCACUCUCCCCAAAGCAGACAAUCUCAAACAGCUAUCCAUGUGGGUCUUUGACAGCUCAUGUUUCUUAAUCUUUUCUGAAAGAUGGUGCAUGUCCGUUACACCAGUCGCUGUCCAAGCGGUGCUGUCUGCCGUGCCGCCUUCAGGGUGAAAGAGUAAGCAGGGUAGCAGAAGACUGCAUUAGCUACAUCGCAGCCUGCUAGCCAGGUUUUUCGUUCAUACCAAUUUUUGGAAAAUCCUCGGGUGUAGGACUUUCCCCCUUUAGUAGAAACCUGUUGAAUUAUUAAAUUUGGUCUGGGAGGUCCUAAUUGUUUCAUUGCCAAUUUAUCUUGAUUUGUUCGCCGACAAAAAGGAACUUCUUUCAAAGAGACAAUCGAGUUGCACUGAACGCUAGCCAUCUUGACCGUAAAAAGCCAACCAUACCUUGGCUCCUCUGACCACUAACAUAGAGUGGGCAAGCCCAACCAGUACCUGUGCCUCUGACCACUUGACCUGUGGCUCCUCUGACCACUAACAGUAAGUGGGCAGCCAACCAGUACCCUGGCUCCUCUGACCACUAACAGUAGAGUGGGCAGCCCAACCAGUACCCUGUGGUUCCUCUGACCACUAACAGUAGAGUGGGCAGCCCAACCAGUACCCUGUGGCUCCCUGACCACUAACAGCGAGUGGGCAGCCAACAGUACCCUGUGGCUCCUCUGACCACUACAGUAGAGUGGGCAGCCCAACCAGUAACCCUGUGGCUCCUCUGACCACUAACAGUAACAGCAGAGUGGGCAGCCCAACCAGUACCCCUGUGGCUCCUCUGACCACUAACAGCAGACGUGGGCAGCCCAACCAGUACCCUGUGACUCCUCUGACCACUAACCGAGUGGGCAGCCCAACCCGUACCUUGGGCUCCUCUGACCACUAACAGUAGAGUGGGCAGCCCAACCAGUACCCUGUGGUUCCUCUGACCACUAACAGUAGAGUGGGCAGCCCAACCAGUACCCUGUGGCUCCUCUGACCACUAACAGUAGAGUGGGCCGCCCAACCAGUACCCUGUGGCUCCUCUGACCACUAACAGUAGAGUGGGCAGCCCAACCAGUACCCUGUGGCUCCUCUGACCACUAACAGUAGAGUGGGCAGCCCAACCAGUACCCUGUGGCUCCUCUGACCACUAACAGUAGAGUGGGCAGCCCAACCAGUACCCUGUGACUCUGAUGUUAUACCUCUACUCUACUUAACUGUUGCAUAGUAUCUCUUCUCACUCCACCACUUCACUCUUUUCCUCUGGUUUUGAACCUUCUCAUCUCAGAAUGUAGUUAGUGUGUGUGUGUGUUUGAGCAAGCUUGCGUAACUGUGUGUGUGUUUCAGGGGUAUGCUCCGGUGAUGUACAGCGCCCCCUCAGGGAAGGUGGAGAUAAAGAUGGAGAACAUGUCUCCUGCUGAUCCCCUCCUUGCCCAUCCACCACCCCAGGUCAGUCCUCAAUCACACUCUGACACACACAACCUCUCACAUACACAUACACCCUCUCUGACAUUGUCGUCCUCAACCCCCUCCCCCUCCCCAGGCCUCGUCGCCCUUCGCGCCCGCCUACCAGUUCAACAUCGACACAGGAAAGAACGCCACCACCAACUUCCUGUAG
Molecule: messenger RNA, 2105 nt
Organism: Coregonus sp. 'balchen'
Lineage: Eukaryota; Metazoa; Chordata; Actinopteri; Salmoniformes; Salmonidae
Source: the annotation of a GenBank genome assembly